UCAUUCCACCUCUUCCCCUCAGUGACUUUCCCCCACACUUCCAACAGCCUUCCUCUUACUACCAGUACAUCUUGUGCAGUCAGUCCGUGGGCUUCGAGUGAGAUGUGGUAGUUAAGACGGAACGGUUGAAUGUUUUCAACAAUGCCCUCGCAACCUCAUCUAGCCAAGUAGUGAAUAUUUGUUUACAUGGGUGCAACAGCGCACAAGGAAAACAAUGUAAACAUUUUAAAACAGUGUAACCCAAAAAGAAUAAAAGUGAAAAUGUCAGUGAAGGCAUAUUUGGAUAGUAGAAGACAUCUCUUACCUUGGUUUUCGUGCCAACAGGGUCAGAAGUUGCCAGCUUUGGGAAGCACCAGCCAUAUUAAAAGUGUGUCGGUAUCGUCCUCACGAUUAAACCUACAUCACCAUCAUCAUCAGCAGCAUCAGGAUUCAUCAAGGUCUAGUUCAACAGCUGCACCUACUCCAGUAUCUGCAUGCUUCCCAGUGCUCAAUAACAAUAACAAUAAUGCCAGCAACAUUAACAACAAUGUUUUGGACAGUAGUCCACCUUUGCAACGGCACGAUCCUCAUGGGCGUCGACUACCCCUCACACCUGCUGAGGUACGAAAAUAUUAUGGGAGCCGACUUACAGAAUAUGAAAGGAUUGAAGUGGACGAAUAUCAAGAAAUUUGGUAUUUGGGUCUCGAUGCCUGCAAGAUUCAUGGAGAUCCACAGAAUGGUGGAUUUGAUGAUGACAAUGGCAGCUAUAAUAAGGUUCUCCAUGACCACAUAUCGUAUCGGUAUGAAAUCCUCGAGGUAAUAGGUAAAGGCAGCUUUGGUCAAGUCAUCCGAGCAUUGGAUCAUAAAACCAAUCAGCAUAUAGCCAUCAAGAUUAUUAGGAAUAAAAAGAGAUUUCAUCAUCAAGCACUCAUUGAAGUAAGGAUCCUAGAGCAUCUUCGCAAGAAAGAUAAAGAUGGAACUCAUAACAUCAUUCACAUGCUUGAAUUUUUCUAUUUCAGACAUCAUCUUUGCAUAAGUUUUGAGCUGAUGAGCCUAAACCUGUACGAGUUGAUCAAGAAGAACAAUUACCAAGGCUUUAGCCUGAGUUUAAUUCGACGGUUUGCCUAUUCUCUGGUGCAGUGCCUCAAAUUGCUGCAUAGGGAAAGCAUUAUUCACUGUGAUCUCAAACCUGAAAAUGUACUCUUGAAACAACGAGGUAGCAGUUCCAUCAAGGUCAUUGACUUUGGAAGUUCAUGUUACUUUCAUCAGAGGAUGUACACCUACAUCCAGUCUCGGUUCUAUCGAUCUCCAGAAGUCAUACUUGGUCUACCAUAUGGGACUGCAAUUGAUAUGUGGAGUCUUGGAUGUAUUCUGGCUGAGCUGUACACUGGUUACCCCUUAUUUCCGGGAGAAAAUGAGGUAGAACAGUUGGCUUGCAUUAUGGAAGUCCUUGGAACUCCACCUGAGGAAGUCACCAUGAAUGCUUCAAGAAGAAGACUCUUUUUUGGUAUAUAUCUCAAUAAUAAUACCAGAAAAUUAUAUAAUUUUCUUUUUUUCCCAGAUUCUAAAGGCAACCCUAGGUGUAUUACUAACAGUAAAGGUAGAAAGAGAAAACCAGGAUCCAAAGACUUGGCAACUGCGAUACGAUGCAGUGACACACUAUUUGUGGAUUUCAUAUCCAAAUGCCUAGAGUGGGAUGCAAAGAAACGCCUGACACCAGGAGAUGCUCUGCACCACGAAUGGAUUCUGUUGUUAUUCUCAACACAGCAGCAAGAGCUGAGGCGGUCUCCAUCAGAAGUUGCUAGUAAUCAGCAGCAGCAACAACCUCGGCGAGUGUCUGAGGGAGAGUCUUCAGCUGCGACGCAGCAGCAGUACUCACUUUACCGACUCUACAGAGGCAAGAAGUGUGCAUCUAAACUACUCACUGCAGGUGAUUCCCACCAAACAGAGUCAGGUGAAGCUGCCUCCAUCAAUGGAACUGCCAAAUCCAAGUUAAAUGGUGUAAGCAGCGCAAGUGGAAGCAGUCGUACAACUGUAGCUGUCGGUGAAUCAGUAGCCGCGCUCGAUCUGAAUCUCGAUGACUCGGGAACGUUCCUACCUCCAAUCCUGUGAAUCAAGAGAGUGACCUAGUCUGGUCUACCAUCGUGUACCAAGAACAUGGCCUAAUGUGGUCACCUGUACAUUGCAGUAACGGCAAACCGAUGCUGUUGGCCAAGAAAAGCUAUUGUAAACCAAAAGUGUGACCUAGCCCAGUCAAUUGUGAUACAAUACUCUAACCACAGUGAGUUGGUUUAUACUUUAUUUUUGUGCCUCCUACUUUUUUAAGUUUGUGGUAUGAUUUUAAUCGUCUUAUGUGAUACUCAUCAAGUCUUUCGUAAGGCCAAUAUAUUAAUAUUUUAUGUAUCUCUGUGUAACUCUGUAGUCCAUAUCAAGAGUAUGACGUAACUUGGCCUAGUGCAAUAAGGAGCAACGCAAACACAAUAGUUCACUCCAUAGAUUUGUUUCCUAUCCAGGAGAAAAGACUGAAUCUAGUUAGAAUAUUUCUGAUUCUGGUGCAUUUGAACAGUGUUCCCACACACCCAGUCUCAUUUAUGACAGAUCAGUACAUAAGUAUAUGCCAUUUCUGUAGGUGUAUUUUGACUGACCACUCAGAACAACAGGAGUUUUGAUUGCAUCUGUACAAGCAUAUGAUCUUCUUCUUCUAUGGCUCUCUGGUCCGUAUUCGGUCCAUGGCCUCCUCAAUUCUCCUCUUCCAGGUCCAUCUGUCCGAGGCUUUGA
This is a messenger RNA of Zootermopsis nevadensis, 2757 nucleotides long. The record is from RefSeq and is a predicted model, not a curated record. NCBI's taxonomy places the organism in Eukaryota, Metazoa, Arthropoda, Insecta, Blattodea, Termopsidae.